Molecule: messenger RNA, 8496 nt
Organism: Eurytemora carolleeae
Lineage: Eukaryota; Metazoa; Arthropoda; Copepoda; Calanoida; Temoridae
Gene: rhea
Product: talin-2
Exons: 40
Coding region: 373-8325 (2650 amino acids)
Biological process (GO): cell-cell adhesion
Cellular component (GO): ruffle; cytoskeleton; focal adhesion
Molecular function (GO): actin filament binding; integrin binding; structural constituent of cytoskeleton
Source: RefSeq, a predicted model, not a curated record
AUACAGACCGUGCGCGCAGACCAAAUGUGAAUAUUCUUCAGCGCUAUUGUGCGCGUCUACGAUAAAGGCACAUUAUCGGAGAAGUUAACGCAGUUUUACAAAUUUAUAAAUUAGAUUCCUGUUGUUUGGAGUUAAAGUGCCCUAAAGUGAAAACAUAGUUAGAUAGUUCAGUAUAUAUAUAUAUGAUUAAUUACUUAUAUAAAAUAAAGUGUGAAGUGAAAGUAUUUUGUCUACUAGUGGGUAAAAGUGCACUUUGUUUAUAGAAAACGUGUCGGCUGGUGGGAAUCUGAAUAAAUGUGAACAGAUGUAUCCGUAUUAGAUCACUGCUUGAAACAGGUUUAAAGCCACAAACCAAAGUAAGGGAGGGUGAAGAUGGCGCAGUUAACCCUAAGGUUCCGGGUGGUGGAGAGGAACGAGCGGGGGCAGGAGGUCGAGCUCGUCAGGAAAGCUCUUCAGUUCAACCCCCAGACGACGGUGGUGGAUGCUGGGAGUGCUCUGAGGGAGAAGUUGGUUGAGAUCAAGGGUCUAGGUCCCCCAGCUCAGUAUGGAUUGUUCCUGGCAGAUGAGGAUCCCAAGAAGGGAGUCUGGUUGGACCCUGGUAGAACAUUGGAGCAUUAUCUCCUCAGGGAUAAUCCUAAACCUGAACAAUUGGAAGAAGAGGAAGAAUUUGACGAUUUUGAGCCUGAAAUGUAUCUGAAGUCAGGAGACACCCUGGAUUACAGGAGGAAGAUAAGAGUUCUCAAAGUCCGUCUUCAAGACAAAAGUUUAAGAUCAAUCAGCGUUGACGAUUCUCAGGUUGUUGCAAACCUGAUGGUGAUAAUCUGCACUAAGAUUGGUAUCACAAACCACGAUGAAUACAGUCUGGCCCAGGAGAGGAAGGAUGAGGAUCAGGAGAACCAGACUCCGAACAACAAGACGAGAACCCUGGGAGGAACCCUCACACUUCGAAGGAAAAAGGGAGAUGAUAAUGAACCCGUUGUGGAUUCCAAGAUGGCCACCAUGAGAAGAAAUCUACACACAGAGGACGGAAUUCCCUGGGUAGAUCACAGCAAGACCCUACGAGAACAAGGGAUAGAAGAAACAGAAAUACUUUUACUCAAACGGAAAUAUUUCUACAGCGACGCAAACGUAGACGCAAGGGACCCAGUCCAGUUGAAUCUGCUAUAUGAACAAGCUAAAGAACAGAUCCUAGAAGGAACCCAUCCUGUAGAGAUAGAGAAGGCAAUCACCUUCGCAGCCUACCAGGUUCAGAUACAGUUUGGAGAUCAUAAAGAUGACAAACAUAAACCUGGGAUGCUCGCAGAUUUGAAAGAAUUUCUUCCCUUGUCCUUCAUGAAGACUAAGAACGUUGAGAAGAGGAUAUUCGGAGAGCACCGAACCCUGGUCGGUAUCUCAGAGAUAGAUGCUAAAUACAAGUACGUCAAGCUAGCCAGGAGCCUGGAUACAUUCGGAGUUCAUUUCUUCCUGGUUAAGUCUGCAGGAGAACAGAUCUCUGCCCUGAUCGCUGGCUACAUCGACAUCAUCCUGAAGCGUCGGCAGCGUAAGGAGAGGUUUGGCGAGGACGGUAACGAGGAGGAGGUGCUGGAGGAGUCCUUCAUAUCUCCUGGCCGGGCCAUUGAGAUUCAUGGACUCCCGGCCAACCUCAAGAAGGCCAAAACAGACUCUCUCGCCAAACCUGGCUUGCUUAGAAACUCUGGCGGGGAGAAGGUGGUGACUAGUGUACAUGCCAGCGGUACUGCCGUUUCUAUGAGUAACGGCAUGCAUAACGGCGGCGGUUUUGAUCCAGGGGCUCAAUAUCCCGAGGUGCAUAAUCUAUUAUCCGAGCCGCAGCGCGCACUUGUGAGCACAAUAAGCGCGGGACAGGAGGCUAUAGAUAACGCCAGCAGGUUGCUAAACGAGAAAGCUAAAUUACCACCCCUUUGUAAUGAUCCGGCCAGCAUCAGAUGGAAGGAGACCCAAUGGAACACUAAUCAGCAGGCUGUACACUCACAAGUUUCAGCAAUGAACGCGGCAACAGCGCAGAUGGUUACAUUGACCGGUCAAGGUGACCGGACUGACCACAAUGCUGUGGGCGCAGCGGUCAACACAAUAUCUACCAAUCUACCUGACAUGGCCAGGGAGGUGAAGAUGUUGGCAGCAUUGAUGGACGACAAAGGAACCGAGGGGGAUGACCUCAUGGGAGCCGCAAGAAGCCUGUGCGGGGCAUUCUCAGAGAUGCUCCGAGCCGCAGAGCCGCAGACAAACGAGCCUCGUCAAACCUUGCUGAGUGCCGCGAGCCGAGUUGGAGAAGCGAGUUACAGGGUGCUCUACACAAUAGGAGAGGAGGAGGUCGUUGACAGGGAGCGACAGGAUCUACUGUUAGGUCUGGCGAAAACCGUCGCGAACAAUACUGCAGCUCUCGUCUUAAAGGCGAAAAAUGUGGCGAGCAAGUGUGAGGACCAGUAUACACAGAACAGGGUAAUUGGCGCCGCUACUCAGUGUGCGCUAGCUACAAGCCAGCUGGUCGCCUGUGCUAAGGUUGUAGCUCCAACUAUCUCUGAUCCUCUAUGCCAGGAUCAGCUGAUAGAGGCUGCCCGUGACGUGGCAAAAUCAGUUGAAGGCUGCGUGUCAACCUGUAGAGAUGUCUGCAGGGAUGAUGGAAGCUUGAUUGAGCUUGGUGGAGCUGCUACUGAUGUAACCAAGGCACUUCACGAGCUGUUGAACCACGUGAAGGACGGGGGUCCUGACAAGAUCCCCGACAUCAUGGAGUCAAUCAUGAUCGCCUCGGGAGAUCUCAUCGCUAGCAAUGAUUCGGGGGAAAUGGUCAGACAAGCCAGAAUAUUAGCUCAAGCUACUGCAGAGUUAAUCCAGGCGAUCAAGGGGGAGGCAGAGAGCCAAUCAGAUUCCGAUCUUCAGAAACGUCUGUUGUCUGCUGCCAAGGCAUUGGCUGAUGCCACAGCUGAUAUGGUGGAAGCUGCCAAGAAAUGCGCCAGCAAUCCUGGCAACGAAAACAGCCAGGAGGCUCUUAAACGUGCAGCUGAGCAGCUCCGAGUCACAACAACAGAAGCUGUGGGAACUACAAUUAAGCGAAAAAUGUUGAAACGUCUUGAAAACAGCGCCAAGCAUGCUGCAGCUACAGCUACACAGUGUAUAGCAGCUAGCCAGGGCGCUGGUCAGCACAACACCAGCCACAAUAGUCAGGAUGAGCUGAUGGAGAGCUGUAAAGCUGUUGCUGAUGUUAUUCCGAAGUUGGUUGAGGGUGUCAAGUACAGUAUGCAGAACCCGAGCUCCGCCAUGGCCCAGUUGAACCUUAUUAACAAUGCUGAGAGGUUCCUAGAUCCAGGAUCAAGAUUGACCAGAUCUACAAAAUCUGCUAUGCCAACUGUGGACAACCAGUCCGCCGCUAUUCAGCUUCAAAACUCCGCCCGGCAGAUGGAAAACGCUCUGAGGGAGCUGAAAUCCGCCAUUACAAAGGCACUGUCCGCCUGUGGUUCCUUGGAGAUAGAAGCAUCUGCAGAUCUUAUCAACUCCUUGGAGUCGGAGCUUGAAGAGUUUAGAGCUGCCGCUCAUGGAUUCCAGCUUAAACCUAUGCCUGGAGAAACUGCAGAUCACGCCACAAUUCAGCUAAACACAGCUAGUAGAGUUGUCAGUUCAACAGUUGCACAGCUUCUCACAGCUGCUUCCCAGGGUAACAGGGAUAUUACAAACAGAGCUGCCAGGGAUACAGCUAAUGCUCUUAGAGAUUUUACAGCUGCUGUACGUGGUGUAGCUGCUACUUCCCAGGAUAAAAACACCCAAAACCGGGUAAUAGAUCAGGCACAGCUUGUCAUGGCAAAAUCAGCUAGACUGGUUCUUGAGGCUCAACGGGCCAUGAGCAAUCCGUCAGAUCCUGGUAAGUCCCAGAUGUUAGCUAUUGCCGGAAAGGAUGUGUCUGUAGCUUUAAACAACACUAUGCGAUGUCUGCCAGGACAGCAAGAGGUUGAAGAAACUAUUUCUCACAUCAACAAUCUGAACUCACAGAUCAGUUCCAACCAGUUCCAUGUAUCUGGUAAACCCUAUGGAGAGCUUCAAAGUCAGUUAACCCAAGCUGCUGAUCGACUGAAUGAUGUCACAUCUGAUGUUGUUAUCUCAGCUCCUGUUCCAGCAGAGCUAGCCAACACUACUCGUCAGUUUGGUCAGGUACUUGGAGACAUGAUGGAGUAUUCCAUGGACAUGGCAGGCCAAACCUCUAUACAUGAGACAAAGACCCACAUGGUGUCGACUAUGAUGAAUGUAACCUCUAUGUCCACAAGCUUCCUGUCCUCAGCCAAGAAUGUAGCAGCAGACCCAAGUGCUCCUAAUGCAAAGAACAACCUCUCAACAGCUGCCAGAGGUGUUACAGAAGCGAUCAAUGAUCUUAUCAAUGUUUACACAUCAGCUGCCCCUGGGCAAAAUGAGUGUGACAGUGCCAUAAGAGCCAUACAGUCUGCAAAGCAUAUGCUAGAGACCCCCUCUGAGCCUGUUACUGAUGAUUCCUAUCAUGAGUGUCUGGAGAAUGUCAUGCAGAACUCAAAGGCUCUGGGAGAUGGUAUGACCGGAAUUGCAAACCAUGCAAAGAAGAGUGAGCAUGAACAAUUUGGCGUGGCAGUAAAGGAUGUUUCAGAAGCCAUUGUUGGAUUGAUAAAAGCAGCAUCCCAGGCCACCUAUCUUGUUGGGUUAUCUGACCCAUCCUCCAUUGCUGGAAGAUUAGGGCUCUUAGAUCAAUCACAGUUUAUGCGAGCAUCUCAGGAUAUUAAAGCUGCAUGCACAACAUUAACUAAUCGCAACAGCACACAACAACAAAUUCUCUCAGCCGCAACUGUAAUUGCUAAGCAUACCAGCUCUCUUUGCAACACUUGUAGAAUUGCAUCUUCAAAAACUAAUAACCCAGUUGCAAAGCGACACUUUGUUCAGUCCGCCAAGGAUGUUGCAAAUGCAACCGCAAUUCUGGUGAAAGAAAUCAAGAAGUUGGACGGGAACUAUACUGAAGAGAACAGGCAGGCCACCGCCAACUCUACCAGACCCCUGAUAGAAGCUGUUGAGAAUCUGACCCAGUUUGCGAGCUCCCCUGAGUUUGCAUCUGUCCCUGCCAAGAUAUCAGCCCAGGGUAGAGAGGCACAAAGACCAAUAUUAGAGUCAGGAAAACAAAUCAUUCAAGGUUCUGUUGGUAUGAUCCAGUCUGCCAAAUCUCUGGCCGUCAACCCGAAAGAUCCUCCCACCUGGCAGGCUCUUGCAAACAGUAGCAAAUCAGUUUCAGACUCCAUCAAAAAAUUAGUUUCAUCAAUAAGGGAAAAUGCUCCAGGACAAAAUGAAUGCCAGGACGCCAUUGAAAAACUAACAAUUUACAUUCGAGAAUUGGACAAUGCAUCAAUUGGGGCCAUGAACCAGAACCUGCCCCCACGUAGGAACAAGGAUGUGAAACAAUUCUCAGAACAAAUGAACAACUCUGCGAUUCAGAUCUCAGAAAAACUAAUUGAAAUUCGAGAAGCAUCCAAGAAUGAGGCGGAAAGGUUAGGUCACUCUGUAACCAGUUUCAUGUCCUACUUUGAACCACUUGUUUCAAAUGCAAUUGGAACUGCCAGCAAUAUGACCAGCUCAAAGCAACAAGUCCUUCUCCUAGAUCAGACAAAGACUGUAGUUGAAUGUGCCCAGCAAUUGCUCUCUGCCUCCAAGGAGAGUGGAGGGAACCCUAGAUCCACUCAUGUUCAUGGAGAUAUUGAUGAAUGCAGCGAUGCCGUUGCAUCUUCACUCCAGGAGAUGAGAUCAACAAUUGAGAGACUAGGACCAAGCAUAGGAGAGGUUUCAAGUAUUGUAAGUUGUAUUUCUGAAGCUAUUAUCCAAGUAGAUGAUUACAGGCCCGGGAGCAGGAAUGAUAAUGAUGAAGGGCUGGUUUCCUUCCAGACUAGGAUGAUGAGUUCUACCAAGGAGAUUGCUAAAACUGCUCAGGAUAUUGUGAUCAAAUCCUCUUCUAAUCCAGCAGAACUAGGAAACCUGGCCACACACAUCUCCACUCACUACACCAGCCUUGCUGUCGACUCCAGGGGAGCAAUUCAGAACACCGAGAGUAAUGAUCUCGCAGAAAGGAUUAAAUCCUCCGUCCAAGACCUAGGACAGGUCACCAUCGAGCUUGUUAAGGCAGCAGGAUCUGUACAGCUGAGCCCCAAUGACACAUAUGUUUUGCGUGAUGUGUCAGACAGCGCCCGCCAUGUUGGAGAAAAAUGCGCUAAUGUAUUAUCCUCGUUGAAUGCUAUUGCACGUGGUACCCAUGCGCUUGAAAAUGCGGCAAACACGGUUUCUGGAAUCCUGGGAGACCUGGAUACAACCAUUAUGUUUGCAACCGCCGGGUCUCUGAACGCUGAAAAUGACGAUGAAAUAUUUGCCGGACAUCGGGAAAAUAUCCUGAAAACAGCAAAAGCUCUGGUUGAAGAUACUAAAACUUUAGUAGCUGGAGCAGCCUCUUCCCAGGAGCAGCUGGCCGUAGCUGCACAGAACGCUGUUUCAACGAUUGUUCAACUCUCGGAUGUAGUAAAGGCAGGAGCAGCAAGCUUAGGCUCACCAAACCAGGAAGCUCAGGUUAUGCUUAUAAAUGCAGUGAAGGAUGUAACCUCUGCUCUUGCAGAUUUGAUGCAGGCAACAAAAUCCGCAAGUGGUAAAAAUAUGCAGCAUCCAGCUAUGCACCAACUAAAGGAUUCAGCUAAGAUCAUGGUAACCAACGUGACUAGUCUUCUCAAGACCGUCAAGGCUGUAGAAGACGAACACACACGAGGAACUCGAGCCCUUGAAGCUACCAUCGAAGCCAUUGCUCAAGAAAUUCGAGCCUUUGAUUCACCUGACGCCCCGAAAUCGAACCUUGGCCCUGAGGAGCUUCUUCGAUCAACAAGGCCGAUUACCAUCGCAACAGCGAAGGCAGUUGCUGCUGGUAAAUCGUGCAAACAAGAUGAUGUAAUCGUUGCUGCAAAUAUGGGAAGGAAAGCGAUUUCUGAUGUUCUCAUUACUUGCAAGGCUGCCGCGUAUGGUUCUGAAUCAGCUGAUCUGCGGGAGCAAGCUCUACAGUUUGGACACGAGGUUGCAGUACAGUACAGGGAACUAUUACAGCUUGUCAUGCAUAUCCUCAACAGACCAACUAACGAGGCUAAGUCCAAUCUUCCGAAUAUUUCACGCAAAAUAGCUCAAUGUGUCACACAGCUGGCUCAAACAGCAGAGCUACUAAAGGGAGCUGACUGGGUAGACCCUGAUGAUCCUAUGCUGAUAGCUGAGAAUGAGCUGCUAGGAGCUGCUGAAAGUAUUGAAAGAGCUGCAAGGAAGCUUGCUACUCUUAAACCUAGGAAGGAAAUCAAGGGAAAGGUUGUUGCUGAGGACAUGAACUUCGAUGAAAUGAUUCUUGAGGCUGCGAAGAGUAUUGCAAACGCAACCUCGCACUUGAUUAAGGCGGCCUCCGAGGCCCAGAAGGAGUUGGUUCUGGAGGGGAAGGUCAAGCAGAGGACGCAUAUAGGAUCCGAGGACGCUUUAAUUCACGCCGAUAGGUUCUUUGCUCAAUAUCAGGGGGGGGGGGUCCAAAAAUUUGGUUUUCAAAUUACAGUAUUCCUACAUCAGGGUAAAAUUAUAAAAAAUAAGCAUUCAAAUAUUUAUCAGGUUUCUGCUGCCACAGCUCAGCUGCUUCUGGCCUGCAAGGUUAAAGCUGAUCCAAACAGUCAAGCGCUUAAACGGCUAGAGAAUGCAAGUAAUGCAGUAAGGAGAGCUACCGAAAAUCUGGUCAAAGCAGCUCAGGUUUCCAUCAAGGAGAAUGAGGAGGAGGAGGGAUUAAUGAUCGAUACUUCUGCAGGAUCAGUUAAAGCACAAGCCCAGUAUAUUGAAAUCCAAGAGGAAGUAUUGAAGAAGGAACGUGAAUAUAAGAUGGCCCAGGAGAAACUAAAGAAAAUGCAUAUCGAGAGAUACAAGACGGACUCAGAAACAGAACACUCAGGAUAUGAGUCCUCAGGAUAUGAUUACACCCCAACCUUCUAUACUUCAAGACAGGUCUACACAGCUAGUCCUAACUACUCCCAUACCAGUUACUAUGCCGAGUCUAGAAAAAACGACUCCUUCAGCAAAACAAAUGACUCCCUAAACAAGACGAAUGACUCCAGUGCUAUGGAAAGCAGUAUCGAGUCUGGCCCGAGCUUCACCGAGUCCCUCCAGAGGUUCAAAACUGCCUCCGGACACAACGCGCAGAUGUCCAGCUGGAAGAAGAGCAUGCAAAGCUCGAGCUCGAGCUCGGUGUCCAAGCGCGUUGAGGAGACAAGAACUAUGAUCACCCAGAGCUCUCAGAAACGAUAUCAUUUAGAAUAAUGCUAGCACCAUACCUCCCUUAACAGCAUGCCCUUGUAAAACGUGGGAUUCGGGAAUUUUGCUUUAAUUCCAGUUUCUCCCAUUUUUCAAUAACUUUAUCUAGUCCAGAGGGUUUCAAGAGAUGAGAUUUAGUUUUCCUUGUUCAUUUGUUUGAAUAAUAUUAAAACAUGA